Molecule: messenger RNA, 1808 nt
Organism: Colletotrichum destructivum
Lineage: Eukaryota; Fungi; Ascomycota; Sordariomycetes; Glomerellales; Glomerellaceae
Product: Putative PPM-type phosphatase-like domain, protein phosphatase PTC7
Exons: 2
Coding region: 242-1486 (414 amino acids)
Biological process (GO): protein dephosphorylation
Molecular function (GO): protein serine/threonine phosphatase activity
Source: RefSeq, a predicted model, not a curated record
UUCCCUUAAUGCGCGACAACAUACCAAAAAAUUGCCUGUCCAAUUGGUUACGAGUUUUUUACGCGUUAAGAGAGAUUAUUUCUCACCCCAAUCUUUCUAAACAAACCCUUUGCGAACUGGAAACGCUUUCGCUAUGUGAUUCCUGUCACAGUUCCAAAGAGAAUUUCGGGACAGUUAACAUGCGGACUGCGGAAGCACCGCAUCUUCAGGAAACACUACACAUCGCUGCACAUUGGAAGCAAUGGCCGCAACGGUGACAAUGUUGCGCCAGCCUCUGGUUAUUUUCCCUAAAUUAAGACCAUUACCGGCGGCUUUUGCUAGUCUCCCAACGUCUUUUGCGCGGCACCAGACAGCCCCUCUAGCCCGCGCUUCCGAACGAUAUAUGUCAACGACAAGAAGCAUGAGCUCCGCCUCGGUCAAAAAACUCUCCUUCCACGUCGCAGCCUCCUUCACGGCCAAAGAUCACCCCUACGACCCGUCAACCCACAUCUUCCACUUCAACCCCUAUAACCGCAUCCAGCAGACUCGCAACAAGCGGUCCAGGCCAGAUAGCGGCCACGAUGCCUUCUUCGUCAGCAGGGCGGGCGAUUCGGGCUCAGUAGCCCUCGGCGUUGCUGAUGGCGUAGGUGGCUGGGUCGAUUCUGGAGUUGAUCCCGCGGACUUCUCGCACGGCUUCUGUGACUACAUGGCUUCCACCGCCUACGGGCACGGCUCGACCAAGAGCGAUCCGACGACCAAUGGCACGGGCGACAAGGAACCGUUACGAGCACAAGGUUUAAUGCAGAAGGGAUACCAGGCAAUAUGCGAAGACAGCACCGUCGUCGCAGGAGGAAGCACAGCCUGCGUCGCUGUGGCGUCCCCAGACGGCAAUCUCGACGUUGCCAACCUAGGCGAUUCAGGCUUCAUCCAGCUCCGGUUGAACGCCGUUCACACGUACUCCGAGCCCCAAACACACGCAUUCAAUACCCCCUACCAGCUCUCCAUCGUACCUCCCAGCGUAGCUGCUCGUAUGGCGGCCUUUGGCGGCGCCAACCUCUGCGACUUCCCCCGCGACGCCGACGUCACCCAGCACAACCUUCGCCACGGCGACAUCGUCGUCUUCGCCACCGACGGCGUCUGGGACAACCUAUUCAACCAGGACAUCCUCCGUAUCGUGAGCCGCGUUAUGACAUCGACGGGCGCGUGGCUCAUGACCAAGAACGGCGUUCGUAUCGUCGACAACCUCAGGCCCUUCACGAAACCUUCCGAGGACGCCGCCGAGAGACCACCCUCCAAGUUCCUGACGCUGCAGAGCGUGCUUGCGGCGGAGAUCACGGCAGCCGCCAAAUCGGCCAGCCUCAACCGCAAGGUCGACGGCCCCUUCGCCAAGGGCGUGCAGAAAUACUUCCCACAGGAGAACUGGCACGGCGGCAAGAUCGACGACAUCUGCACCCUUGUCCUCAUCGCGUCCGAGGAUAACAAGGCCGAGCCCAAGAGUCGCCUAUGAGGUGAGUGUCAUUUAGUAGCAUGUCCCGGGCACCUGACGGUUUCUUCGGUUAUCGGGCGGCGCGUUGUUUCAAGAUAGAAAGAAGGGAGGGGAAAAGAGCAAUGUCAUCGCCGUAUAUUCAGUUGUAUCGUAGUUUUUCCAAGAGUUUUUCCAAGUGUUUUUCUCAUUAUUUGUUCUGCCACUUCGUCGGGGCAGUAUUGAUGUACAUAUAAAUAAAGCAGCCCUUUUAUUUCUUUGUUCAGAGACACGAGGACAAACACACGAUGGCUGGUCUCAAGCAAUUCUAGAUAGCCAAAUACCCCACGUUUUCAAGGGUUCCCAC